CUGUGGAGAGCUUGGUCCCAGACUGCAGGACUCAUCGGCUACAUGUGGGAGUCUGAGCCUACCUGCUGAGUUAAAACUAAACUAAACUUGCUUGUAUUUCAAGCUUAGCCUGUGUGGAGUAGUAAAAGUUUACCUUUACUUUUUGUUUUUAAUUUCUGAACAAGAGGUUGGAUGUUUAAAGUAAAGAAAGUUUGACUUCAGCAGGUCAGCAGUGACUGAACGACGGGAUUUAUGUUUAACCUCGGGGAAUAAGUUUUCUGUUUGUUGGCGGAUAAACGGGAGCCGCUGAGGGAACUUCUCCCGGGGUUGGAGGAGGACAGGAACCGGAGUGAGGUUUGGUUAAACCUUCCUGAGAAUCAUGGAGUAAUCACUGUGGAAUCAGAGCGCAGAGCUUCAACAAGUGUUUUCCAGAAGGAUAUGUUGUUAAUUCCAGCUGCUGGGAGGUCAAGAGGUCACACACCUCUGUGAAGGACUGCUGGAAACAAAUGCCCUACUGUCAUGCCUCCCGGGACAGUGCGUCAUCUUUCAGGGUUAAUGGUCCAAACCCUGCUACGUCUCCUGCUCCUAACUGCUGGCCAGCCCUUCAUUUCAUCACUCAGCGGUGUUGUCCGAGGAUUAGAAACAUCUCACUCUGACCUUUACCCCACCUUUAGAAGAAAUGACACAGUAUUUGAGCACCUUGCCCUGCAUCCUGACCCCYCUGUGGGUUGGGUCUACAUUGGGGCCCGAGAUCAUCUGUUCCAGUUGUAUCCAUCACUUCAACCUAAGCUGCAGGAGGACACUGGACCUGUCACAGACAGUCGGGACUGUUUGCCCCCCGUAACGGAGAGCAACUGCCCCCAAGCAAAYGAGACUAACAACCACAACAAGCURCUUCUGGUUAAUCCUUACUCUGAMGAACUUAUCACCUGUGGGAGUGUUAACCAGGGGAUCUGCCAGAAGCGUGACCUGAGUUCCAUUAAUACAGUACGUUUCUCCACUGAGAGGCCAGUGGAUACCCAGUAUGUGGCAGCUAACCACCCUAACGUUAGCACCGUUGGACUGGUGGUCCGCUCUCACCCUGACAGACAGCCCGUGUUGUUUGUAGGUCGUGGUUACACAAAUAGCCACCCACCUAUUUCCACACGAAACCUUGCCCAGGAACCCAUCUUUUCCUACGAGGAGACGGCAAAGUUAGCAGUCGCCGGCCGUCUCUCGGAGUAUGACCACCAUUUUGUAGCUGCAUUCGCCCAUCGUCGCCACGUGUACUUCCUCUUCUACAGACGGGACCUGAAGUCGCAGUCCAGGGAGUACCGUACAUACAUCUCACGUGUGUGUUUGGAUGACCAGGCCUACUACUCAUAUGUGGAAGUACCACUGACUUGUCGCUCCACGGCAGGUAAAACUUACAACCUCCUGCAAGCCGUCCAGCUAGGGUUCUCUAAGGAUGGUACGGACAGUCCAGAUUCUGAGAUCCUUCUUGGAGUUUUCUCUACUCACCUGACCUCAUCAGCUCGGCCCAGCGAGGACUCGGCUCUUUGCAUGUUUUACCUUGAGGAAGUGGACCGCAGGAUCGACUCUACCAGAGACCUGUGCUAUACCCAGAUGGGUAGAGUAGGAGAGGUGGAGGCAGCCUACAUCGAAUACGAAGUCAAGUCCAAUUGUGCCAUCCUUCCAGAGAACACCCUGGGGGCCUACCCUUGUGGUUCUGACCAUACUCCCAGCCCKAUGGCCAGCUGGGUGGCUGUGGAAGCAAAGACCAUACUGGACAGCCCCUCGGCCCGCUUCACUGCUGUGGCUGUGAGCGUCAGGCCGGGACAUACCAUCGCCUUCCUGGGAGACUCCAAGGGCAAUCUGCACAAGGUGUUCCUGGGCCCAAACGGGGAGGUGGAGGAGUACUCUGUGGUUUCCAUACAGCAGAAAGCAGCCAUCAGCUCUGAUCUGAUCCUGGACCAGGAAGAGGAGCAUCUCUUCAUCAUGACCAGGAACAUGCUGCAGAAGAGGCCCGUGGCUGAGUGCCAGCAGCACCCAGACUGCCAGUCCUGUGUGCGGGCCCARGACCCCUACUGUGGCUGGUGUGUCCUGGAGGGAAGGUGUGUGCUGGAGUCUCAGUGCAGUCGUGGGAAGCAGCCGGGGCAGUGGUUGUGGAGUUUCGACAUGGAUCAGCAGUGUUUGGCUGUUCAAGACCUGAGCCCUUACAACAUCAGCAGGGAGGAGAGCAGGAUGGUGUCUCUGUCCAUCCCAGGACUCCCAGUCUUAGAGAAGGACGAGUCCUACUCCUGCUUCUUCCAGGACAGCCGCAGUCCUGCCACCCUCACUGAAACCGGACUGAGCUGCCAGUCUCCUGACCCCAGUGGUACCCCGCUGGUGCCUCCCGGACAGGACUCUGUCGUCCUCACCUUGUAUGUGCGUUUUGGAGACGUGACGGUCACAUCCAGGGAUUUCACCUUCUACGACUGCACGGCUGUCAAACAGCAGUCAGGCAGCACGCCCUGCCGGGGCUGUGUCCUGAGCAGGUGGGGCUGUAACUGGUGCGUUCACCAGCACUCCUGCACCCACAAGCCCACCUGUGAGGACGGAGUCAUCAUCUACAACCAACAUUUUAAACUCCCCACCUCUCCUCCUCCCACCGUCAAAACCCUUAAAGUGGUCCCAUCUACACCUGCUCCAACAACCACCACGACUACCCCCCCUACAACAGCUGUUGUCACCAUAGCAACCACUCCCCCUGGCACCGAGCUGACCACUCUGCCCCCGGCUCAGCCUCCCAGCACCCGCCCGCCCCCUGCUGCCACCAGCAGGGCGGGGUUUGCCACUGCAGGGUGGGAGCGAGCCARUCAGAGCGAAGCRGAGGACUCGGCGGUCACGCCCAGCYUUGCCGUGYCAACAGRAGAAGCCACGCCCUUCACCGGGGGCGAUGGUCUGAGCGGGGACCUGGAGCCCGCCGUGCCCCUGCUGAUCUCAGAGACCCCGGCCUCYGAGGUGGUGACGGGCUCCCCCACCAGCUACGUUCAGGAAGUGGAGGGAGCCCUAAGCCUGGCAGAGCCCCCCGUCUCACCUGACGUCCCCCUGGCCACGCCCCCUCCUGAAGAGGAAGCAGCUGACUCAGAGCCCCCCGUGAACCUGGACCCGACCCAGACCUCCACGCCGCGAGGCUCCAUGAGGGAGGAGGGAGGCACCGAGACCCCGGUGCUGCUGUGGUCAGACGCUGACGUCCCGGCUGAGGGGGCUGCAGGAAAUGACUCCGCCCCCACCCUGCUGUCAGGGGACGGGGAGGUGGAGCAUGAGCCCCCCCCUUACCCACACAUGGUGGAGACUGACUCAGAACCGGAUCUGGAUUACCAGAAUGAUCAGACUGACAGUCUGCUCCCGGGUGAUGAAGGCUCUUAUAUCAGCUGGGGUUCUUCAGCCUGUCCCUGUGUGGAGAAGGUCCAGGGUUCUGACCUGCUUCCGGUACGGGUCAAUAGGAAGAUCACGUUGCAGGCUCGCAACCUCCAUCUGUACCAGGAUCCGAAGCUGGAGUACGAGUGUGUUCUGAUUAUUGAAGGUCAGAUAGUUCUGGUGGACGCCUAUGUGGAAGCUGACGACAUGAAUCCAUCAACUUUUUACAUCACCUGUCAGCUGCACCAGUACUCCUACUCAGCUCCCGUGGAGGAGUACAACGCCAUGGUUUAUGUGAAGAGGAGGAACACAUUUCAUGUGGACAGUUCUCCAAAUCUUCAUGUGACCCUGUACAACUGUUCUGUGGGUCGAUCCGACUGCAGUCGCUGCCACACUGCAGAUCAAAAGUACAGCUGUGUGUGGUGCGGGACUGCCCAGGCCAGAUGUGUGUAUUCAGAGUCCUGCAGCGAGCAUGUUCAGAAUACAUGCCCUGCCCCCGUCAUACACUCUAUCGAGCCUCUCUCUGGCCUGCUUGAGGGAGGCACCUUGGUGACGAUCUCAGGUUCCAACCUGGGUCAGAAGGUUGAAGACAUCCUCCACUCUGUGACAGUAGCUGGAGUGUUGUGUUCUGUGGUCCCUGAACUGUAUGAGGUCUCCUCCAGGGAGACAACCUGGAUCUGGCCAUCACUAAAGACGAGGUGGUGGUCUUGAUUGGCGAAGGGGUGUGUGCUGUGAUGACCCUGACCAGAAACCAUCUAUACUGUGAGCCGCCCCCUCAGCAGCCUGCUCCAGGUCCAAACUGCAGGAAGUGUGAGGGCUCCGACCAGCUGCCUGAGUUCACUGUCCAAAUGGGCAACCUGAACUUUUCUUUAGGCAAAGUUCAGUAUGAUAAUCUGAACCCAGCCACCUUCCCUCUGGAAGCUCAGAUUGGAGUUAGUGUUGGGACGUCCAUAGUUGCCCUUAUUGUCCUCAUCAUUGUGCUGAUCUACAGGAGGAAGAGUAAGCAAGCUCUCCGAGAUUACAAGAAGGUCCAGAUCCAGCUGGAGAACCUGGAGACCAGUGUGAGAGACCGCUGCAAGAAGGAGUUCACGGACUUAAUGACAGAGAUGAUGGACAUGUCCAGCGACCUGGUGGGCUCAGGAAUCCCCUUCCUGGACUACCGGAUGUACGCAGAGCGCAUUUUYUUCCCUGGGCACCGGGAGUCUCCUCUGAGGCGGGACCUGGACGUUCAGGAGUGCCGGCGUCAGACGGUGGAGCAGGGCCUGGUGCAGCUGUCCAACCUGCUGAACAGUAAACUCUUCCUCACAAAGUUCAUCCACACCCUGGAGAGCCAGCGGACCUUCUCUCCCAGRGACCGGGCCUACGUAGCCUCUCUGCUAACCGUGGCACUUCAUGGGAAACUGGAGUAUUUUACCGACAUCCUCAAGACUCUGUUGAACGACCUGGUGGAACAAUACGUGGCCAAGAACCCCAAACUAAUGCUGCGAAGAACUGAGACAGUGGUGGAGAAGCUGCUGACAAACUGGAUGUCCAUCUGUCUCUACACUUUCCUACGGGGAACUCUGCAGAAGUUCGUAGACGACCUGUUCACCGUCAUCCUCAGCACCAGCCGACCCAUCCCGCUGGCCGUCAAAUACUUCUUCGACCUGCUGGAUGAGCAGGCCGGACAGCACAACAUCACCGACCCAGAGACCAUCCACAUCUGGAAGACCAACAGCCUCCCUCUGCGCUUCUGGAUCAACAUCCUGAAGAACCCUCAGUUCACCUUCGACGUGCAGGUGUCGGACCACGUGGACGCCGUGCUGUCCGUCAUCGCUCAGACCUUCAUGGACUCCUGCACCAUCGCAGAGCACAAGUUGGGCCGGGACUCUCCCAUCAACAAGCUGCUGUACGCCAGAGACAUCCCCCGCUACAAGCAGAUGGUGGAAAGGUACUACGCUGACAUCAGACAGACCAUAUCAGCCAGUGAUCAGGAGAUGAACUCAGCGCUGGCAGAACUGUCCAGGAACUACUCUGGAGAACUCAACUAUCUGGUGGCUCUGCAUGAGCUGUACAAGUACAUCAACAAGUACUACGAUCAG
Messenger RNA from Austrofundulus limnaeus, 5441 nucleotides. RefSeq names its product plexin b1b (gene plxnb1b). Lineage: Eukaryota; Metazoa; Chordata; Actinopteri; Cyprinodontiformes; Rivulidae. Gene Ontology annotation, cellular component: semaphorin receptor complex; plasma membrane. Gene Ontology annotation, biological process: negative regulation of cell adhesion; regulation of cell shape; semaphorin-plexin signaling pathway. The record is from RefSeq and is a predicted model, not a curated record. Gene Ontology annotation, molecular function: protein binding; semaphorin receptor activity.